CUGACUCUGCAUGGCAGACUCACCCUCAAACACUCUCUACCUCCAGUGACCCGAAUCCACACUUCAUUCAACUUCACUUAAUCUUCGCAGCUCGUUAAAAAAAGAAAAAAAAAAAAAAAAAGCUAUCCAUUUGUAAAUGGAAUGGAUACAAGUACAAACACCAUGCACAAAAGAAAUUGAGUUUUACAAUCAGCUCGACUCCACAGAUGACAUGUCAAUAUUAUUCCACCAUGCGGCGUGGAGUGACGAAACAAGUUCAGCUGGAAGUAUUUUUGGUGAUGAAUUGGGUCUGGAGGUAGGACCUCUAAUAUGCUCCCCCUCUGCAGAAUACAUGGUGGAGAGUGUUUUGGGGUACGGGUCGUUUGGAAAGGUCGUCCACUGCAAGAAGCUGCCCGGGAACGAGUCAGUAGCGCUUAAAAUCAUCAUGCAGAAAGACUUCAUCAGCGACGCACACAAAGAGGUGGAGACCCUGGAGGUGCUCAAAAACUUUAACUUGGAGAAAUUCAACAUCGUCAAAUGGUACAGCUCCUUCGUCCACGAGGGUCAUUACUGUCAUGAGUUUGAGAAGCUAGACAUGAGUCUUUACCAAUACCAGGCCACAGAGAAAAAUUCUCUGGAGCUCAAGGAGAUUCGGCCCAUUCUGCAGCAGGUGGCUGUAUCUCUGCAGCUCUUAAAGAGCCUGGGCAUAGUCCAUACCGACCUCAAACCCGAUAACAUCAUGCUAGUAGAUCACGUACAUCAGCCGCUGAGAGUGAAAGUCAUCGAUUUCGGCACAGCCAAUUUGAUUUCGGAGAGGUGUAUGGGUUCAGAACUUCAGACGCUCUGGUUCAGAUCUCCGGAGAUUCUGCUGGGAGCGCCCUUCAGUGAGGCGAUCGAUAUCUGGUCUCUCGGCUGCAUUGCAGCAGAACUCUUCAUGGGCAAGGCAUUGUUCCCUAGCAGCGAUGAGUUCGAUAUGAUGAGACACAUACUUCGCGUCAUUGGAAAGCCACCUAACCAUCUCCUGAAUACUGGCGUACAUACAAAACAAUAUUUCCGACAUUAUACUGCAAGAUGUGGAAAAAGGACACCAAGCCUGUGGAUGUUUAAGUCAAGGUUGUACAGUUCCUCUUGCAUACCCUGCACUGUUAACAGCCUCGAUGAUCUACUGGAGGGAUGCAGCGAGCUGUCCGGAGAAGACGCGAGCGCUGACGAUCUUGACAGGAGGACCUUCAUCGACCUACUGGGGAAGAUGCUGCAGCUGGAUCCCAGCGAAAGGAUCAGACCCAACCAGAUUCUUCAGCAUCCCUUCAUCACCAUGAGCCACCUUACCAGGGACUUCAAUGAGUGCCAAUACGUUAAAUCCUGCUCGGACCUCCUGAGCAGGCAUUUGACUGAGGUCUCGCCGAACCAAGGCGAUGUCCAGCAGUCCGGUGCAGUGUGACGCCACCAUCAGACCUUCAAGAGUCUCAAGGAGGAGAACCAUGUUGGAAGAUUCAGACAAAUCAAGACCAUGGGACAUAAACUAACAUGGCGCAGGCGGACAUCCUUCUAGCUGUUUGGUUUUGGAAUGUUUCAAUAGCAAUUGGAAUAUACGGAAAAAUAUCAAGUGAACGUCAAAAUCAAACAAAAAUGUAAUUGUCCUAUGUUAAAAUGCCAUGUGUG
This is a messenger RNA of Syngnathoides biaculeatus (alligator pipefish), 1641 nucleotides long. Its product is annotated as homeodomain-interacting protein kinase 2-like. The coding region runs from base 137 to 1420 and encodes 427 amino acids. The record is from RefSeq and is a predicted model, not a curated record. Gene Ontology annotation, cellular component: PML body; cytoplasm; nucleus. Gene Ontology annotation, biological process: intrinsic apoptotic signaling pathway in response to DNA damage by p53 class mediator; peptidyl-serine phosphorylation; smoothened signaling pathway. Lineage: Eukaryota; Metazoa; Chordata; Actinopteri; Syngnathiformes; Syngnathidae. Gene Ontology annotation, molecular function: transcription coactivator activity; protein tyrosine kinase activity; ATP binding. The transcript has 7 exons.